UGGACUUAUUAUUUGAAUUUAUUCAUCCCAGUUAAUUUGUACGGACCAAAUGGGAAAAUGGAAACAUUUGCCAUGUUUGACGACGGAAGUGCAGGAACCUUGUUGGAGGAAGUUAUCGCAAAGCAAUUGGGCUUCAAAGGUUUGCCGCAAAAUAUCGUGAAAAAGGAAACUACACAGCCUUUAGCAAUUAACACAAAGUUGGGAUUAACACAUGAGACAGAAGAGCCUUUGACACCGAACCACUUUCUAAUGAGAUGCACAAAUUCAACGCAAACCCCACACCCACCGGAUGAAGCUAUUUGCCUAAGGAAGCAGUGGAGGAUCGCUGACGCUAAAACUGAAGAUAGCGUGCUACUCGACCAACAUCCAAGUUAAUUAAACUUCAGUUAAGUGGUGAAGUGAAUCUUAGGACGAUUCACGGGGAGGGAGGAUGUAAGGAUUUGGUAUUUAAUUCAAGAAAAAGAUGUAUUAUUGUUUGA
This is a messenger RNA of Drosophila biarmipes, 479 nucleotides long. RefSeq lists its product as uncharacterized. The coding region runs from base 58 to 375 and encodes 105 amino acids. The transcript has 2 exons. Lineage: Eukaryota; Metazoa; Arthropoda; Insecta; Diptera; Drosophilidae. The record is from RefSeq and is a predicted model, not a curated record.